Messenger RNA from Humulus lupulus (European hop), 813 nucleotides. Its product is annotated as low-affinity glucose transporter HXT4-like. Gene Ontology annotation, biological process: transmembrane transport. The coding region runs from base 1 to 813 and encodes 270 amino acids. Gene Ontology annotation, cellular component: membrane. Lineage: Eukaryota; Viridiplantae; Streptophyta; Magnoliopsida; Rosales; Cannabaceae. The transcript is spliced from 7 exons. The record is from RefSeq and is a predicted model, not a curated record. Gene Ontology annotation, molecular function: transmembrane transporter activity.
AUGCAGGGAGCUAUGUCCCUUGACAUGGGAGGACUAUUCACGGGAUAUGACAUUGUAAUUUUCUCUUAUGUGGUCCCAAUAUAUAUAGCAGAGAUAUCACCCAAGCAUCUCCGUGGAGGUCUUACAACACUAAAUCAGAUCAUGAUUGUUCUUGGAGGAUCACUUGCCCUUAUCAUAGGGACAAUUAUAAGUUGGAGAUCAUUAGCUCUAACUGGACUUGUUCCAUGCAUUGUCUUAUUGGUUGGUCUAGAUUUUGUUCUUGAGUCCCCUAGAUGGUUGUUGAAAGAGAAUCUGACCAGUGAUCGAAUCGUGAAUGAGUAUUUUAAUGGUGAGGUGAAAGUUAGUUUUGGUCAGUUGGAAGAUGCUCUUAAUGAUUGUACAAACCUUGAUGAUACAUUUGAGUUGGGUUUAUGCUACUUGAUUGAGGGUGUACUACACGCUCUAGAGAAGAUAACUAGCAUAUGGGGAGAUUUGGUUUCAUUCUCCAUGUUGAAGCCACGACCCAGUGAGGUAGAAUUCUACAAUAGCCUCACAAAUGUUAAUGUGCAUCUAUACAUUGACCUGGGAGUGGAUGAGGCCGAGGGAGAGGCUGAGGAUGGAUCAGGGAGAGAUUUAAUGAAAGAGGCUAAGUAUCUGGCAGAGGUUGUGAAAUCAACUUCUAUUUUUUACGAGGAUGUCUCGAAGGAGAAGGAGCCCACUCCACCAACAGUUGCAUCAUCAUCAGGGCAUGUGUUGCAUCCUGAAUGGGACCAGAUGGUACAGAGGCUUGAGAGGGUUGAGCAGGGUCAACAACGUUACUAUAGAAUUAGUUAG